CAACACAUUCUGUGACUACAAGUGUCUCUUUAGGAAGCCUUCUCUUCCUCAAACUAGAGAGCAGCCCUGCCUAUAAAUCCUCACACCGGUCCUGGUUUUGUUCCAAGAUAGUGGUGAGGACACCUGAGGAGGAUGAGAUUCUUUUCCCUUGUUACCAAUGGCUAAAAACAGGUGGAUCGGUGAUGCUGAGAGGAGGAAGAGGUACAAAAGCUUUUGAGGAUUUCCACCCUCAACUAGUUGACCAAAGGAAAAAAGAACUGGUGAAACAAAAAUUAAAGUACAGGUGAGUGUUUGUUGUCAAACUACAGCUGAAUAAGCUGCUGCUCUGUGAACAUUAAGGUUCUUAUUCUUCUCUUGGUGCAGAUGGGAAAAGUAUGCAGAGGGAAUGUCGUACAUUGUGAACAUAAAAGAUCCAAGCGCUCUGCCUGCGGGAAUCCGUUUCUCAUUUUCAAGAAUUGCUCAAUACAGCCAUUACCUUGAAAAGUUAUCAAAUGAGUUAAAACUGACCAAUGUUAAAGAGCACUGGACAAGCUUUGAGGAGAUGAAGAGGAUGCCUUGGUUUAGAGAGUUGCCUAUUUCAGAGUACGUGUUGGCGCACUGGAAGGACGAUGACUUUUUUGGAUACCAGUUUCUAAAUGGAAACAACCCUUUUGUUAUCCAACGUUGCACAAAGCUUCCCUCCAAUUUAGCCGUCACCGAGGAAAUGGUGAAGCCUUUUCUUGCCAAAGGAAGUUCUUUAACAACAGAGAUGAAGAGCGGUAACAUUUUCAUAAGUGAUUACAAGAUCUUGGAUGGCCUACCUACAAAAGUUAUUGAUGGUAAACCACUAGCUCUUCCAGCUCCCCUCUGCUUACUCUACAUAAAUCCAGAGAAGAAACUACUGCCCAUUGCAAUUCAGCUUGGUCAGCGAGAAUCAAAGGAGAGCCUGGUUUUUCUGCCCAGUGACAUGGACACUGACUGGCUGCUGGCCAAACUAUUUGUGAGGCACGCAGAGUUCCACUAUGCUGCAAUAGCAACACAUUUGCAGGUCACUCAUCUAAUUCCUGAGGUUUUCACAGUGUCUACACUUCGCAACUUCCCUACGAUUCAUCCUUUGCACAAGCUGCUGAUCCCCCAUCAUCGAAAUACACUCCAUAUCAACAUCCUCGCUCGUGCUCGUCUUUAUGGCUCCGGCAAAAUACUUGCAAAUAGUUCACUUGGAGCAGAAGGACAAAUAGAACUUCUAAGAAGGGGGCUCUCCCAAACAACCUACGCCUCCCUCUGUGUUCCUGAAGACAUUGCCUCUCGCGGGCUGCAGUCCAUUCCCAACUUUUAUUACCGAGACGAUGCACUGAGGUUGUGGAACAUCAUCAACAGAUUUGUCACAGCAGUGGUGUCCUAUUAUUAUCCAUCUGACCGUGACGUGUCAGCAGAUUCUGAGCUCCAGGAAUGGGUCAAUGAAAUCUUCCACUAUGCUUUUCUGGGAAAACGCAGCUCUGGAAUUCCUUCCAGCUUUCAAAGUGUGGAGAAACUUGUCAGGUUCAUCACUGCAGUGAUCUUCACUUCAACAGCUCGCCAUUCUGUAGGGAACCUCGAACAGUUUUCUUAUUUCGGUUGGAUACCCAAUGGUCCAGCAGUGCUUCACCAACCUCCGCCAACAACAAAGGGACAAUCGAGCAUUGAGGCCAUCUUGAGGACUCUGCCAACAAAAUAUGAAGGGGGACUCUCAAUGUUGCUUGUCCGGCAGCUUAGCAUGAAGUUUGAUGACUUUGUACCUCUGGGUAAUUAUCCAGAGCAGCGCUUUGAAGAGCCAGCAGUGUUGCAGAUGAUUAGGGAUUUUCAGGCAGAACUGUCCUCCCUGAGUGUGGCUAUUGCGAAAAGGAACUUGGAGCUGGAGCUGCCUUAUGAUAAAAUGAACCCUGAUGUCAUUGAAAACAGUGUAAGCAUUUGAGCGGGACCACAUUUUCAACAAUAGUAAACAAGUUGUCAUUGCUUUGAUUUACAGUGUACUGCAAAUAUUGUACUGGACU
Solea solea (common sole) is the source of this 2009-nucleotide messenger RNA. Its product is annotated as polyunsaturated fatty acid lipoxygenase ALOX8-like. Gene Ontology annotation, biological process: lipid oxidation; linoleic acid metabolic process. Lineage: Eukaryota; Metazoa; Chordata; Actinopteri; Pleuronectiformes; Soleidae. The transcript is spliced from 12 exons. Bases 386 to 1930 code for a protein of 514 amino acids. The record is from RefSeq and is a predicted model, not a curated record. Gene Ontology annotation, molecular function: iron ion binding; oxidoreductase activity, acting on single donors with incorporation of molecular oxygen, incorporation of two atoms of oxygen.